AUGGAUAUUCAGCGCAAGGAUGUCGUUGACCCCGCUGCCCGAGAUCGGGUCCGAAGAAAGCGCGACAAGACUGUCGGCCAAACAUUAGACAAUGAACAAACGCUCUACUUUUGCAAUAUCACUCUGGGAACACCGGCGCAAAGCUUGCGCUUGGUAAUGGACACCGGCAGCAGUGAUCUGUGGGUCAAUACUCCCAAUUCCACCCUUUGCGAGUCCAAAUCGAACCCUUGCUCGGACGCCGGUACUUUCAAUGCGAGUGCAUCGUCAUCAUACUCUUUCGUCUCGUCCGAUUUCAACAUCACCUAUGCCGAUGGAUCCACUGCUGCUGGUGACUAUGUGACCGACACUCUCACUGUUGGUGGGACGACUAUCAAAGACUUUCAAUUCGCCGUGGGCUUUACCUCGGCUUCUUCAGAGGGCGUACUGGGAAUCGGAUACACAUCAAAUGAAGUCCAAUCAGGCCAGAAUGGCGAUACAGCCUACAACAACCUUCCCAAAGCCAUGGUCCAGAAAGGAUUAAUUAAGUCCAACGCCUACAGUCUCUGGUUAAACGACCUAGACGCCAGCACCGGCUCAAUUCUAUUCGGCGGAGUGAACACGGAAAAAUACCACGGCUCACUGGAGACACUGCCCGUCAUUAAGGUCGGAGGCGUAUACUCCGAAUUCAUCAUCGCCCUGACAGGCGUUUCCGUCUCCACAACAUCCAAAACCCACAAAUACACCUCCACUGCCCUGCCAGCAGGCGUCCUCCUCGACUCAGGAAGUUCCUUAACAUACCUGCCCGACGCCAUCACGCAAGAUAUCUACGACGCCCUGGACGUCACCUACGACUCCUCGAAUGGAAUCGGCAUUGUUCCGUGCAGUCUUGCUGAGAAGGACGUCAACGUCACGUACACCUUUUCUUCGCCGAAAAUCAGCGUCGCGGUGAGCGAACUGGUCCUCAAUAUGGGCGACUACCGGUACAAUAAUGGUGAACGGGCUUGUAUUUUUGGAAUCGCACCUGCGGGUAGUAGUACCGCGGUGCUGGGAGAUACGUUCCUGCGCAGCGCGUAUGUGGUGUAUGAUCUUGCGAACAAUGAGAUCUCCCUCGCGAACACGAAUUUCAACGCGACAGAGAGCAAUAUUCUUGAGAUUGGGACCGGCACGGAUUCAGUGCCCAGUGCUACGGCCGUGGCUAACCCAGUGACGUCCGUUGCUGUUGCUGGUUCGGGCGCGCGCAUUGGUGGGAUCGGUGGUGGUAGUGGUAUUUUCACGACGACGGAGAACGCGGCGCCGAGGCAGACUGGUAUGGCCCAGCAUCUGGCUAUCGGGUUGGCUGGGGCUGGAUACUUACUUGCUCUGUGA
This is a messenger RNA of Penicillium manginii, 1344 nucleotides long. Its product is annotated as pepsin-like aspartic protease. NCBI's taxonomy places the organism in Eukaryota, Fungi, Ascomycota, Eurotiomycetes, Eurotiales, Aspergillaceae. The transcript is spliced from 3 exons. Gene Ontology annotation, molecular function: aspartic-type endopeptidase activity. Bases 1 to 1344 code for a protein of 447 amino acids. Gene Ontology annotation, biological process: proteolysis. The record is from RefSeq and is a predicted model, not a curated record.